AACACACCCCAGCUGCAGGAGCUAGGGUGAGGGUGAGGGCUGGCGUCAAGAUUAUGCUAAUUAACUCCAAGUCCCAAGACUCUUGUUGCCUGGUGACAAAGUUGCACAGAGGAAGAGCAGCAGGACAAAAGGCAGACCACCCACUGUAAUAGCCACAUCAGAUUAUCACCAAUUUGAUCCACCACCAGCCGUGAAUCAACAUUUCCCAGAGCUCAAUCAUUCUCCGAGCUUACCUUCUAGCAGUUUUAUGUGACUUCUUCCUCAAAGUCAUCACCAUCAACUCAGAAAAACAGUCUUCAAAUACACUCCCAUACUAAGAGACCAUGGCUAAGGGUGGGAAAGGCCCAAAGGGCAAAAAGAUCACCCUCAACGUGGCCAAGAAUUGCAUCAAAAUCACCUUUGAUGGGAAAAAACGCCUUGAUCUGAGCAAGAUGGGAAUCACCACCUUCCCCAAGUGUAUCCUGCGUCUCAACGAGGUUGAUGAGCUCGACCUUAGCCGCAAUCUGAUCAGGAAGAUUCCUGACUCUAUCUCCAAGUUUCAGAACCUGCGAUGGCUGGACCUGCACAGCAACUACAUCGAUAAGCUCCCUGAGUCCAUAGGCCAGAUGACCUCUCUGCUCUUUCUCAACGUCAGUAACAACAGACUGACCACCAAUGGGCUGCCUGUGGAACUGAACCAGCUCAAGAACAUCCGCACCUUGAAUCUUGGCCUCAACCACCUGGACAGUGUGCCCACCACACUGGGGGCACUGAAGGAGCUCCAUGAGGUAGGGCUACAUGACAACCUGCUGAGUACCAUCCCUGGCAGUAUCUCCAAGCUCCCCAAACUGAAGAAGCUCAACAUAAAGAGGAACCCCUUUCCAAAGUCAGAUGAGUCAGAAAUGUUCUUCGACUCCAUCAAAAGGCUGGAAAACCUUUAUCUGGUCGAUGAGAAGGACCUGUGCACAACUUGCCUGCAAAAAUGCCAACAGGCCAGGGACAAGCUGAACAAGAUCAAGAGCAUGGCCCCCUCAACACCAAGAAAGGCCAUCUUUUCCAAUUUGGUUUCACCCAACUCAAUGGCCAAGGAUUCCCAGGAAGAUUGGAGGUCCUAGAAAGGGAUUUAAGCACACUGGACUUCAUCAGGAUUGAGAACCAAGCCAGCAGAUGUCUUUGAUUUGUCUGGUGUGCACUCCAGUCAGACCCAUUUUUAGCUAGGAAAUGCUGGCUACCAGACAGAGCAAAGACGGGAAAACAGAGUGCUUAGCUGUCUUCUUCUGCAUCAUAUUUAAUACUGAUGCUCUUUCCUGCUAUGAAACACCACUGCCUGCCAUGUUUAUUCCCUGGAAGUUGCAUUAAGCCUGGAAAUACUUGAUACAAAGUCAUGGGUUUCUCUUUCCUCAAGUAGAACAGAAACCAUCUGCAGUGACAGUGGUUCCUGUUUCUGAGAGACAGGUACAGCCUGGGUGACCCUGGGGUGAUCACAGUAUGACCUGUGUUUUGCCCUGGUUGCCUGGAGCAUUUGCCUCAGUCUCUUGUGUCUCCAUUCCUCAGGUUGAGCACAGCAUCCUUCUCCUAGAGUAGCUUAUGGCAAAAACACGAAGACCAAUCAGCUAACAGAAAUAAAGGACUCUGAAGAAGAAAAGUCCCAAAUUAGAAGACAGAGUGGCACAGGGAACAUUCUGGAAGACAGGCUCUCCGGUGCUGCCCACGUUACUGAAUUGCUCUAUCAAUUUUACUUUGUUUCCCUUGGUUCUGGGCUACCUGCUUCUGAAAAGGCCUUUGAAAGAUAUUCAUGUGGUUUUCUGCAUGUAUGUAUGUAAAGAGAACAUUUAAGAAAAUUAUAGAUAUACAUUAAUUAAAGACUUCAAAGUCUGCAUUAAGAAUGAAAAGUCUUUAGGUCUCUACAUGUCAUUCAAAAUGGUACAAUCUCUUCACCAGUAAAUUGUAAAAAUUACAUGUAUAGGGCUGGAGAGAUGGCUCAGCGGUUAAGAGCACUGGCUGCUCUC
Onychomys torridus (southern grasshopper mouse) is the source of this 1988-nucleotide messenger RNA. It is a transcript of the gene Lrrc18, whose product is annotated as leucine rich repeat containing 18. The coding region runs from base 324 to 1094 and encodes 256 amino acids. The transcript has 5 exons. Gene Ontology annotation, molecular function: protein binding. Lineage: Eukaryota; Metazoa; Chordata; Mammalia; Rodentia; Cricetidae. The record is from RefSeq and is a predicted model, not a curated record.